UAUCCCUUCGUCUGUAUUCAGGACCCCACGCCCAAGACGAAUAGGGAGAUAGUCUCGCUACUUGAGGGAAAGACUAAUUGACUCCUUGGGAGCCACAAAUUCUAUUGGCCAGGUCACCAUUGAGCAACCGCAGCCAUCCUUUCAUGAGCCUACUCGUAGUUUUUGAAGACAGGAGGACAAAGUUACGCGCUAAAAGGUCGUGAAACUCGGGAACGAACGAAGGGAUUGGCAUCCUUCCUAACAACCUUCCACCCGCCCGCACCACGCACUUGUGAUACUUCGAGGUUACCCCAUAAGAACUGACUUACCUCCACGACAAGUUUAUCGUUACGUGGCGAUAUGGCUUCAUGCGGAGAUCUGCCCUUGGGAGUUGAGCGUCCUGAACGAGUAGUUGAGGAGCAGUUGGAAACCAUUGCGGAACUGGUGGAAACCGGUGAAGAAAUCAGGAAAUCCACAGAGGAGCUGAGGAAAUCUAAUGAGGAGCUGGAACAUUCCCGGUCACGCCUCGAUGGGGUUAUGAGAAAAAUUGUGGUUCCUACUGUAACCGCAGUUGUAUUCGAAUCAUUCUUCAAAAAGGCUAUGGGGUUGGCUGAUGCUGACCCUCUCCCCGACGGCCGUGCCGACAUUAUUCGUGGGCGUCAGAACUUGUUCAACGAUUUUGACCUUGAGAACGAGCAAGAAAUUCUUGAAUUUGCAGACGCCGUGAGCCCUGGUUUCCUUCGCUUAUGUGGCUACUUUGAAGCUGCGGCGAUACCCUUACCUAUAUAAAGAAUUCAACAUUAGCUGGGCCAUAUGGGUAUAGAUAUGAGACAUACUAUGCGAUGCUAACGUUGUCAAUUAGUGGUCCGACGCGGUGUCAGCAGGAAAUACUGCAGCCCGUGAGGUGACCGGUGAUCGGGUUGUGCUAGCCCUCCAAUACUGCGAGGGCAAUCUCCACCGUUUGCUUCAAAAGGCAUUCACUUUUCUCUGGGGAAUAUCACCAAGUGACUGGCACAAUGCUACUGAAGCACAGAGGGCAUUGACCCUUCGGAGUUGUGGGUCUUGCUCUUUUCCUUAAUGUGUCUUUGUGGAAUCACUAAUAGAGAUGAAAUAGACCCCGGCCAUGAACUCGGCCUUCCCGGCUUGUAUGAUGACCUCCUUCUGAUCCCCCUUCCACCCUUCUCCCGCCCUUCCCCUCCAUCCCCCCCUCAUCGCCGUCCUCGUUGGUGCCUAUAGCCUGAUGCCUUUUCCGAUUCCCCUAUUGAGUUACGGUGUACCCGGGUGGGAUAGUCUUGACGUCCUCGUAACCUGAAAUUUUUGUGUUACUGAUUUUUUCUUCUACCAGUAUUAGAUUACAACUUUAUAAGUUUUACUCCCCAAGUCAGAUCCUACCUUCUGACUACGAGUAGAGGCUCCCGGCCUUGCGGUGACCAACAAAUGAUGCAGCGGUACAAUGAGAGGGCUCGCUCUGGAGUUUGGGGUUGUGCAAGAAGGGUACGGCAGGGGCUUCGCUAUCUUGUUCGUCUUGUUUUAUAAACUAGCGGCGAGGACAGGAGGAUACGGGAAACAAAAUAAAGGCAUCCCAAUCCCCCC
Molecule: messenger RNA, 1572 nt
Organism: Tuber aestivum (summer truffle)
Lineage: Eukaryota; Fungi; Ascomycota; Pezizomycetes; Pezizales; Tuberaceae
Source: the annotation of a GenBank genome assembly